AUGUCCCUCCAAACACCCCUAUGUAGCCUCCUUAAAAUCCAACACCCCGUCCUCCUGGCCGGCAUGGCUCGCGCCUCCGGCGCCCCCCUCGCAGCAGCCGUCUCCAACGCCGGCGGCCUCGGCGUCAUAGGCGGACUCGGCUACACGCCGGAACAACUAUCAGAGAUGCUCACCGAGCUCAAGUCCCUCCUCAGAGACCCAAACUUGCCAUUCGGCGUGGACCUGGCCCUGCCCCAGGUUGGCGGUGGCGCGCGAGCCACCAACCACGAUUACACCCACGGCCAGCUAGACGAGCUGAUCGAGGUGACGAUCUCGCACGGCGCGAAGCUCUUCGUUUCCGCUGUCGGUGUUCCCCCCGAGAAGACCGUUAAGCAGCUGCAUGAGGCUGGGAUUCUGGUUAUGAAUAUGGUUGGUGCGCCGAAGCAUGCGGAGAAGGCGUUCCAGCGGGGUGUGGAUAUUGUGUGUGCGCAGGGUGGAGAAGGUGGUGGUCAUACUGGUGAUAUUCCCUUCUCGGUCCUGGUCCCUGCCGUUGUUGACGUGGCGCGGAAAUAUCGCAGUCCAUUGACAGGACAGCCGGCGCUAGUGGUUGCUGCGGGUGGUAUUAAUGAUGGUCGGAGUCUGGCUGCGUCGCUCAUGCUGGGUGCGGCUGGUGUUUGGGUUGGAACGCGAUUUGUCGCGUCCGAGGAGAGUGGUGCGAGCCGUUUGCACAAGGAGGCUGUUGUCGGGGCGCAAUAUGGCGAGACUCGUCGGACGCUGGUUGUUUCUGGGCGACCUUUGCGCAUGUUGCCUAAUGACUAUGUUAAGGAGUGGGAGAGUCGACCUGCUGAUAUUGCGGCGUUGACUGCCAAGGGUGUUGUGCCCAUGAUGCAUGAUCUGGAGAAUGAGAAGGAUAUCGACAUGCCUUUCCUGAUGGGCGAUGUGUCGGCUAGUGUUAAGGAGAUUAAGCCGGCUGGUGUCAUCGUGAAAGAGAUGGUGGAGCAGGCUGUGGAUGUCUUGAAGACAGGCAAUGGAUAUAUCACGGGGAACCAUUCGAGUAAACUAUAG
This is a messenger RNA of Penicillium subrubescens, 1044 nucleotides long. RefSeq names its product NAD(P)H-dependent flavin oxidoreductase. NCBI's taxonomy places the organism in Eukaryota, Fungi, Ascomycota, Eurotiomycetes, Eurotiales, Aspergillaceae. The transcript has a single exon. Bases 1 to 1044 code for a protein of 347 amino acids. Gene Ontology annotation, molecular function: nitronate monooxygenase activity. The record is from RefSeq and is a predicted model, not a curated record.